Molecule: messenger RNA, 1979 nt
Organism: Cercocebus atys (sooty mangabey)
Lineage: Eukaryota; Metazoa; Chordata; Mammalia; Primates; Cercopithecidae
Gene: ZIM2
Product: zinc finger, imprinted 2
Exons: 3
Coding region: 902-1846 (314 amino acids)
Biological process (GO): negative regulation of transcription by RNA polymerase II
Molecular function (GO): DNA-binding transcription repressor activity, RNA polymerase II-specific
Source: RefSeq, a predicted model, not a curated record
AAAUAACUUAAAGAGUGUAAUUGGAUUGUUUGUAACUCAAAGGACAAAUGCCUAAGGGGAUGGAUACCCCAUUCCCCAGGAUGUGCUUAUUCCACAUUGCCUGCCUGUAUCAAAGCACCUCAUGCACCCCAGAAGUAUAUACAAGUACUAUGUACCCACAAAAAUUUUAAAAAAUUAAAAAAAGAAUUUCUGGAUCAAAAAUGGUUUUCCAAUUUACAUUUCCCUUAGCAUCUCCAGUAGAUCCAUGUUUUAUAUAAUACUUGGUAUUGUCCCACUUCUUAAUUUUUACUCAGUUACUUAAUUUUUACCCAAUACUUAAUCGAAUGGGUAUAAAAUGGUAUUUUGUCAUUUUGAUUUUCAUCUCCUUGUUUAUUAGCAAGAUUGAAUAUUUCUUCAUGUUAUGAGCACUUUGUUUUACAGGUGGUACCCUGAGGCUUAACCUACCCAAACUCACAAAGAACCAGAGCCAGGACUCUGAUUCCUGAGGCUGAGGUAUACUGCUGAGCUUUUAAGUAUUUGCAUGCUUGCAUUCUAUCUUUAUAAAGUGGCUUAAAAGGCUAUUUCCCCCUCAACCCAAAUCUGUAGUAAUUAGCAACAGGAACUGUUUCAGUAAUGUUCCCACUUCUGUCAGACUCUAAGACAAAGCAAGAUGCAAUGCCAGGUGCCUGUGGCUCUGCAUUAGAGCACGCGGAAGCUCUCUGCUGGUCUGAAUGCCUGCCUCAUGUUCAGUCCUCUCAUCACAUUCCUUCUCCUGUCUCUGGGAUAGUUCCUGGACUUCAGACACUCAGGAGCAUUUCUGGUGUUUGAGGAGUUGGUGACCUUUGAGGAUGUGUUUGUGGACUUCAGCCCGGAGGAAUUAAGCUCCCUUAGUGCCGCUCAGAGAAACCUCUACAGGGAGGUGAUGCUGGAGAAUUACCGGAACCUGGUCUCCCUGAGGUACCAGUUCUCUAAACCUGACAUUAUCUCACGCCUGGAAGCGGAGGAAUCACGUGCAAUGGAGACAGACAGCAGACAUACAGUGAUUUGUCAAGGAGAGGCUCAUGACAAUCCAUUGGAACCACACCAGGGCAACCAAGAGAAACUUUUGAGUCCUAUAAAAAUGAAUGACCCCAAGACCCUCACUCAGGAAAGAAGCUGUGGCAGUGAUGAAUUUGAGAGAAGCUCUACUCUUAGUGAACAAUCCGAGGAUCCUCUAGGAAAGGAUCCCCAGGAGGACACUGCUCCUGGCAUAUGUACAAGGCCCCGGUCAGCUUCCCAAGAUAACAAACACAACAGAUGUGAAUUUUGCAAACGAACCUUUAGUACUCAAGUAGCCCUUGGGAGACACAAACAGAUCCAUACUGGGAAGAAACCCUAUGAAUGUAAACAGUGUGGUAAAGCCUUCUAUCUCAUGCCACACCUCAACAGACAUCAGAAGACCCAUUCUGGUAGGAAGCCUUCCAUCCAGUGUGCGAAUCUCUGUGAACGUGUAAGAAUUCAUAGUCAGGAGGACUACUAUGAAUGUUUUCAGUGUGGCAAAGCUUUUCUCCAGAAUGUGCAUCUUCUUCAACAUCUCAAAGCCCAUGAGGCAGCAAGAGUCCUUUCUCCUGCGCUGUCCCCCAGCAAGACAUACUUAAUUCGUUAUCAGCGGAAACAUGACUACGUUGGAGAGAGAGCCUGCCAGUGUUGUGACUGUGGCAAAGUCUUCAGUCGGAAUUCACAUCUCAUUCAGCAUUAUAGGACUCACACUCAAGAGAGGCCUUACCAGUGUCGGCUGUGUGGGAAAUGUUUCGGCCGACCUUCAUACCUCACUCAACAUUAUCAAUUCCAUUCUCAAGAGAAAACUGUUGCAUCCAAUCACUGUUGAGAAACCUUCAGUCACAGCACACACGUUUCUCAACAUUUUUGGCUUCAUCCUAGAAAGAGUGUUCUGAAUGUGAGAAGGCCUUUCACUAGCCCCCACACCUUUUUAACAACUUGAAAAUUCAUCAAAGUGUGGU